AUGAUGGGCAUCAAAUCGCGAAAGCUAUAUGAAAAAUUGACUUCGAUCGUAGUCGAGGGUGAUGUGUCUGUAUUUGAAAAGACUCAGCCUAGCGAAUUAUUUCCUGACCUCAUCGUGCACCUCAGCCAAACAAUACCGCAAGAUAUCUUCCAAACUAGUACAGAUCACGAUGAUUUGAAUAUAAGAUUAACGGACUUGGGCAGAUAUCUAGAAGCGAAGUUUGCAAUGAAGAAUCAAUAUCCAUUUACUAUGCAGCGGAUUUGCGAAUUGUGUUAUCACCCAUUGAAAUACUUCAGGACACCAGAGCUGGAAAAGUUUGUGAAUGCCCUCGAAAAGUGCUGUAUGGUAUCAAGUUCCUGGGAUAGAGAUGAAGUGAACAAACACGAAGAAGUAGCUGAUGCAGGUGAUGUUUCCUUAUCAAAAAUCCCUUGGCUGGAUGAAACUCAAGAGCAUGAUCUGGGAUCUUUCAUCAAAGAAAUUGAAACUGUUGUAAGUGUCAACUUUGGCUACGAAAAUGAUGAUGAUGAAGAUCUGCAAACGCGAGAUGUGAUAAUCAAAGACUACUACGACGAAGAUGAAGACGACGAGGCCGAUGCUGACUAUGAAGAAGAAGCGGAGGAUGCAGAAGAAGUGGAAGAGGAGGAAGAAGAAGAAGAAGGAGAAGACGAAGAAGAUAAAUUGGAUGAUGACGUUACUGUUGAAACCAAUCCUACUGAAGAUUCAAGGGAAGGGACUAUCACCAGCGAUGCAGACGACUUAGAAAUGCCAGAGGCAAUACGCAAACGCAAACCCACGGAACUGGAUGAUUACAAAUACGAAAGCAGAGAGUCUCCUGGCGACACAACACCAAAAAAACAACGAUCGGGGACAAAUACAUCGGUACUGACGAACUCUCCCUCGAUAGCGCGAAGCGCAGGUAGUCAGAAUGCCAGCCUGGAGCAGCAAAUUUCUAUGUUGAUAUCUCCCAAAAGCAUGAGCGAAACAAUGGACAAAGCGGUCGCCACUACCGACCAUGAUGAAAAUGGUCACUACAAAGAGACAAGUCCUCUAAUAAGUAAAACAAAAAGGUUAAAUAAAUAA
This is a messenger RNA of Lachancea fermentati, 1080 nucleotides long. NCBI's taxonomy places the organism in Eukaryota, Fungi, Ascomycota, Saccharomycetes, Saccharomycetales, Saccharomycetaceae. The record is from the annotation of a GenBank genome assembly.